GAAGAGCAUGACAUUGAUGCCCCAGGAGAGCAGAAACAGCCAGGCUGGGCCUCUGCACAAGAAGAAACCUCCCAAACUCCCCAAUGGCUUAAAUCUGGAGUCUUGUCCGAACAACCACCACCUGCACCAGUCAUCCGACCAGGAGAACAAUCCGCGUCUAGCGCACACACAGGGGAAGAGGAAGAGGAAACAUCUGAAGAAGAAGCGCAAAAUGCUGAAGCCUGGGCAGGACAACUGCAAGGAGAGCGACAGCGAAGGCGUGAGCGGCAAGUCGAAGCCUUCGAUCAGGAGCAGCUCCAGAGACAGAGUGACAGAUUGUGACACUGAGAGUGACCAGGAAGACAAGGUUUCCGAUGCCAGUUCAGAGAAAUUUUUCCGCACAGCAGCAGUUAAAGGUCCUGAUUUUGGCAUCAAUGCAGUCUCCACCAAUGGCAGCCGGGAGCCUCACGGCCCGGGCCUCCUCCAGGUGUCAGGCCUAGAGAGGAGCCAGGAAAGGAGCCAGGAGAGCUGCAAGGACCCGCAGCCUCCUGAAUCCAGCACCUUGAAUCCAGCUCUUCCCUCGCCACAGCCUGAGGGAACAGUCUUCCAGGCCCAAUCCCCUCCACAGACCCUGACAAACGGCUCGGACCAGGCUCCGGCUCCAACCCGCUCACUUCCACGCUCGGAGGCUCUCCCCACGCCUCGGACACCUGCAGCUCUGCCUCUCGCCCAGGGCCAGGAGACCUCACCGCCCCCUCUUCCCCGGCCCCAGUUACAGCCUGAACACCCUACCCACACUAGGCAUCAGCCCACCCCAAACCUUCACCCACACCCUCCAUCUCCUGCCCUUCCGACCCACCACCCUCACCAGCAGCACCCUAAUCAGACGGGGCCUCAUCGGCCCCCAUCGCGCUGCAACCCCAGGCCCCUUUCUGCCUACAACGGCCUCAACGGCCACAGCAGCAGCAGGAGCAGCACCCCAGGCACCAAGCUGCACGGAUCCUCUGCUUCCUCCUUGCACCUUCCCAACCAGCCGCCUGCUCCGGCGGCAGCUGCAUUCCCUCUGCCUCUGGCUGCCAACCAGAGCGCCCCCCACGGCUUCCCGUCUGCACUGCAGCCCUCGCCACAUCCUCACCACCCCAAUAUGUUUGCGACUCCAGCAGCAUUGCCCCCACCACCGCCACUGACAUCUAGCACCCUGCCGGUACCUGGACAUCCUGCUGCUGGGAGUGCCUAUUCAGAACAAGACAUUCUCCGUCAGGAGCUGAACACGCGAUUCCUGGCCUCCCAGAGCGCAGACCGCGGCGCCUCGCUGGGCCCUCCCCCCUACCUGCGAACAGAGUUCCACCAGCACCAACAUCAGCAUCAGCACCAACACACCCACCAGCACACGCACCAGCACACGUUCACGCCCUUCCCCCACGCCAUCAUGCCCACCCCAGCACCGCCCAUGUUUGACAAAUACCCAACAAAAGUCGAUCCCUUCUACAGGCACAGUCUUUUCCACUCAUACCCUCCAGCCAUGUCCGGCCUCCCACCUGUCAUUCCCCCUACUGGACCCUUCAGCUCCCUGCAGGGUGCCUUCCAACCCAAGACGUCUAAUCCAUUGGAUGUUUCCACCAGACCUGGGGCGGUCCCUCACACAUUCUUACAAAAGGACCCCAGGCUGACGGAUCCAUUUCGUCCUAUUCUAAGGAAACCUGGGAAGUGGUGCGCCAUGCACGUCCAUAUUGCCUGGCAGACAUACCACCACCAACAGAAAGUAAAGCAGCAGAUGCAGGUUGACCCUCACAAGCUAGACUUCGGCCUCAAGCCCGAGUUCCUGAGUCGACAUCCGGGGCCCAGCCUGUUCGGCGCCAUCCAUUACCCAAGUGACUUGGCACGGCCUGCUACGCUCUUCUCUGCUGCAGGUCCUACCCACCCGUCAGCCGCCCCGUUCGGCCACCCACCCCCUCACCCUGGAAACUUCCUCACCCCAGCAUCACACUUAGAGCCUUUCAACAGGCCGUCAUCAUUUGGAGGACUGGGAUCUCUCAGUUCAUCUGCAUUUGGGGGGCUAGGAAAUCCAGCACUAACGGCCAACUCUGUGUUCGGCCAUAAGGACGGCCCCAACGCACAGCAGCACUUAAACAGCAGCGGGAACAGCAGCCACCAGGAGCCGUGGAAUCGCCUUCACCGCACGCCGCCCUCGUUUCCCACGCCGCCCCCCUGGCUGAAACCCGGAGACUCCGAGAGGAGCGCCUCGGUCAGCUCACACGAGAGGGAUCGGGACUCGGAUAAACGGGACUCAGUCGGCAAAGACGACAAAGACAGGGAUUCUGUAGAAAAGCGUCAACAGAGCCAUCCAUCCCCAGUCCCCGUCCAUCCAAUCAACCUCCUGGGCCACAACCGUCCCCCCGAGCAUCACAGGAACCAUCUGCCUCCUGCUUCUGGAGACCCUCAGAGGGACAAGGAAGCAAAGGCCAAAGAAAAAGAGAGGGAGCACCAAGAGUCUUGGAAGGACAACACAGAUGACCACAAGCUGAAAGAAAGCCAGCACGGCGACAAGGACGCCCCCGUCAUCCAUGAUGGCCGAGCGCCAGAGGAAAAGGUGCCCAGCAGGGGAACGACGUCGCCUUACGUCCGGCAGAACAGCUUGGAGCGUCCGAACGGUGGUCUGAGUCGGGAGGCCCUGGAGAAGAAGGCAGAGCUGUCAUAUGAGCAGCAGAAGAAGAACAGUGAAGUAAAAGUGAAGGAGGAGAGGAAGGAGGAGCAGGACGGGGUAACGGACAGGAUCGGUGAACCCCCUUCACGGGCGUCCUCCACCCCGACGCUGCACCCACCCUCUUCGGUGUCUGUUCCCAUGGGCAUGGCAGGUGUCCACCCCAUCAACAGCAUCAGCAGUCUAGAGAGAACUCGUGUUGUGGCCCCCUUCAUGGGUGCAAGCCCCCUCCCUGGAGCCGAGAGGUUUCCCUAUCCAGCUUUUCACUGGGACCCAAUGAGGGACCCCUACAGGGGCCUAGACAUCCACAGGAGGGACCCCUUAGCCAGAGACCUGCUGCUAAGGAACGACCCCCUACACCGGCUGGCGGUUCCGCGCCUCUACGAGGCCGAGCGCUCCUACAGGGACCGCGAACCUCAUGACUUUAACCGUGACCAUGCCCACUCUUUGGCGCUGGAGCAGAGAAGGGAGCAGGAGCGCGCGCAGCUGGAGGAGCGAGACCGCCUCAACAUGCUCAGAGAGGACUACGAGCACGGGCGUCUCCAUCCCCCAAUGCACCACCCCGUCCUCGACGGACACCUUCCCCACCCUGCCCCGGGCCUCAUGGCCCCUGGACUGCCGGGCAUGCACUACUCCAGGGUGAGCCCCUCGGCUGCAGCGGCCGCCGCCGCCGCGGCGCACCAGAGCAGCAUCUUAAACAAAACCCCACCCACCGCCUCACUGAGCGCCCCGCCCCCUCUCAUCCCCACAUUGGGCGCCCGGCCCGGGUCACCCAGACGGACUACUCCCCUGGCCACAGAUAUCAGGGACAGACCGACUCACAAAGACAUCGAGGCACGAUGAGCGGCGUCCUGUCCCUCCAUCCCCGUGCCUCACCGUCACUAAACUCACACCCAGCACUUAGCUUCGGACAGAGCGAGACUGUAACAUAGCUGUGAAUAAUUUAUGUGGGCAGAGACGUGUCUGCAGGUCUUUUUUGUACAAAACUUUAACAAAAAGAACAUUUGUUUCUUUUAUUUUUUUUAUAGUUUGCUCCAUGGUUCUGUGUGCAUUCUUGAUCCUGUUUAGCAAAGUGAUGUGGAGUCAGACUAAACCUUGGAAUGUACAGCUCCUUUAGCACUGACAGUCAUGUAUAUAACGUGUACAGUCGCUGUGCUCACCCUGUAUGGAUCGAAAAUCAUGGUACAAAUAUGCAAAAGAGUGUUUCGAAAGCUUUACUUUGAUUAAAUGUAAAUAUAGGAGUAUUAUGGCUUUGAUUCAGAAUGUGCUUUUUGCUAUUUUUCUGUUUAGUUUUGUUGGGUUUUUUUUUAGCAUGUUCCAGAGAUCCCACAUACAACUAUGCAACAAAUGUCUGGGCUCCUGUUCUGAAAGCUGGCCUUCUCAGCACGGCUGACUGUGCAUCAAUUAAAGGAAAAAAACAUGGCUGGAAAGACAAGCUUUAACCGGUUCAGAUUAAA
Cyprinodon tularosa is the source of this 4137-nucleotide messenger RNA. Its product is annotated as autism susceptibility gene 2 protein homolog. The record is from RefSeq and is a predicted model, not a curated record. NCBI's taxonomy places the organism in Eukaryota, Metazoa, Chordata, Actinopteri, Cyprinodontiformes, Cyprinodontidae.